This is a messenger RNA of Lecanosticta acicola, 2158 nucleotides long. NCBI's taxonomy places the organism in Eukaryota, Fungi, Ascomycota, Dothideomycetes, Mycosphaerellales, Mycosphaerellaceae. The record is from the annotation of a GenBank genome assembly.
AUGGAGGAUCAGGGCCAGAACGACGAGCUGUAUCCCAUUGCUGUUCUCAUCGACGAGCUCAAGGUAUGACGCUAUCCGUGUUUACACGUGCGAGAGAACCCGCAACCACGUACAUUACGACUUGAGCGGACACUAUUGACACUGCGGCAUAGCACGACGAUGUUCUGCUACGAUUGAACGCCAUCCGAAGACUCUCCACCAUUGCCCUCGCCCUGGGCCCGGAGCGAACUAGAGAAGAGUUGAUACCCUUUUUGGACGGUACGCCUUGGUGGCACAUGACAUAAUGAGAGACCGGGCGCUGACCGUAGCAUAGAAUCCGUGGAAGACGAGGACGAGGUGCUCACUGCCCUUGGGGAUGAGCUGGGCAACUUUGUCGAGUACGUGGGAGGUCCCGAACAUGGGCACGUGCUCCUCUCCCCUUUGGAGAAUCUGGCAACAAUCGAGGAGCCACUCGUGCGCGACAAGGUAUGAUCAUUCCAUGAGGCUUUCCACGAGAUGUGCUGACCGAUCCAGGCCGUCGAGUCGCUCAACAAGAUCUGCGACCAGCUCUCCCAGCAGCAGGUUGAGCAGUACUUUAUUCCUUUGACACUGCGCCUCUCCAAAGCGGAUUGGUUCACAUCUAAGAUCUCGGCCACUGGCCUCUACAACACUCCAUACCAGCACGCGACACCACAGUCCCAAGAAGGGCUCCGACAGCAGUUCUCUCAGCUCGUACACGAUGACACACCAAUGGUGCGCAGACAGGCGGCCAACAACCUCGCCAAAUUCGUCAAGAGCAUGCCCGCUGCGAUCGUGAUUGACGAGAUGAUUCCAUUGUUUCAGCAUCUGGCCAAGGACGACCAGGAUAGUGUCAGACUACUGACCGUUGAAAUUCUGAUUGCUAUUGCUGAGGCCGUGCCGAAGGAGCAACAAUCAAGUCAUGCAGUCCUCAUCACUGCUUUGCGCGAGCUUUUCGAUGACAAGAGCUGGCGUGUUAGAUACAUGGUCGCCGAUCGAUUCGAGAAGAUUGCCAAGGCUGUUGACGAGGAGGUCAUCGCCCGAGAUCUUGUGCCUGCUUUCGUCAAGCUCCUGAAGGACACGGAGGCCGAAGUGAGGAGUGCAAUAGCUGGACAAAUUCCAGGUAUGGUUCCCAGAGUCGUAUCACAUGUAUACGUGUGCUGACAUAGCAUAGGCUUCUGUCAGCUGGUAGACCGCCAGGCUCUCCUACGCGACAUCAUGCCAGCCAUCGAGGAUCUCGUUUCAGAUUCAUCCCAGCACGUCCGUGCCGCAUUUGGCAACCAGAUCAGCGGCCUUGCUCCUAUUCUUGGCAAGCAAGAGACAACUGAACACCUUCUGCCAAUGCUUCUGCAGAUGCUCAAGGAUGACUUCCCGGACGUGCGCCUGAACAUCAUCUCCAAGCUGGAACAGGUUAACAGCGUUAUCGGCAUCGAGCUCUUGUCGCAGUCGCUACUUCCCGCCAUCGUCCAACUGGCAGAGGACAAGCAGUGGCGUGUGCGAUUGGCUAUCAUCCAAUACGUUCCCCUUUUGGCCUCUCAGCUCGGUGUCAACUUCUUUGACGAAAAGCUAAGCAGUCUCUGCAUGUCCUGGCUUGGAGACACAGUUUUCAGCAUCCGUGAAGCCAGCACGCAGAACCUCAAGAAACUCACCGAAGUGUUUGGCGUUGAAUGGGCAAGCGGAGCUAUUGUUCCCAAGGUCGCCGCCAUGGCCGAACACCCCAACUACCUCUACCGCAUGACCACGUGCUUUGCCGUUUCAGUAAGUAUCCUGGCUUUUUCGACGUACGAGAGCGUCUACUAAUCCUUGACAGAUACUUGCCCCUGCUCUCUCCCCUCCCGUCCUGGCGCACUCCGUCCUACCUAUCUUGCAGCAGCUCGUCUUGGACCCCAUCCCAAAUAUCCGGUUCAACGUCGCAAAAUCCUACGCAGUCUUGAUCGACAUCCUCAAGCGACUACCUGACGAUCCUAACGUGACGAUUGUGGAAAUGGAGAAGAAGGGCGCUACCAAUUUCCCGGGAAGCGAGCGUGGCUUUCAACUCAUCAGGGAUGAAGUCAUGCCGCCUCUUGAGAAGUUGAUGCAAGACGAUGACGUUGACGUACGAUACUUUGCAACGACUGCCAGUAAGGCCUGGACUGAUGCCGAGAAUGCUAUGGAGACCUAG